UAUGCGGGAGGGUUGGCAGGGGAGGAAGGGACCCAGACUGCCCCGCGCGCUCGCCUUCUCUACCGUGGUGGGACGACGCGGCCGUAUCCACCAUGAAGCUCAACAAGCUGAAAACGUCGUCUCGGCGUAAGAACAGAGAUCGCUACUUCAAUGCACCUUCUCACAUUCGGCGGAGGUUCAUGUCUUCACCUCUAUCUAAAGAACUACGUCAAAAGUACAAUGUUCGAUCAAUCCCUAUUCGCAAGGAUGAUGAAGUACAGGUAGUUCGUGGACACUACAAAGGCCAACAAGUAGGCAAGGUUGUCAGUGUUUAUCGUAAGAAGUACUGCAUCUACAUAGAGAGAAUCCAGAGAGAAAAAGCUAAUGGUGCCUCUGUGUAUGUGGGCAUUCACCCCUCUAAGGUGUGUGUGGUGAAGCUGAAAAUGGACAAGGACCGCAAGAAAAUCAUUGAGAGGAGAGCAGCUGGCCGUGCUGCGAGACAAGGCAAAGAUAAAGAGAAGUUCACUGCUAUGGAUACCUCUGCUUAAAUAAAGUCUCUUUAAUUAA
This is a messenger RNA of Procambarus clarkii (red swamp crayfish), 546 nucleotides long. RefSeq names its product ribosomal protein L26 (gene RpL26). Gene Ontology annotation, cellular component: ribosome; cytosolic large ribosomal subunit. The record is from RefSeq and is a predicted model, not a curated record. Gene Ontology annotation, molecular function: structural constituent of ribosome; RNA binding. NCBI's taxonomy places the organism in Eukaryota, Metazoa, Arthropoda, Malacostraca, Decapoda, Cambaridae. Gene Ontology annotation, biological process: ribosomal large subunit biogenesis; cytoplasmic translation.